AUGCACGCUGCAAAAUCUCUCCUGUGCCUCGGCCUCACCUUUCUCUGCGCAGCUACCAUUGCGAACGCUGUUUACGUUAUCGAAGACACCUACGACACUAAAAACUUCUUUUCAGAGUUCGAUUUCUUCGUCGACCAAGAUCCAACAGAGGGCUUUGUGAAGUACUCCAGCGCUGAAACUGCCAAUACUAGCAGCUUAGCUGGAUACGUCAACGAUGCAGUCUUCUUGGGCGUUGACUACACCACUGCCAACCCACCUUCAGGCCGCAAGUCAGUCCGUGUUAGCUCGAAGAAAGCCUACACACAUGGACUUAUCAUGGCGGAUAUUGCCCACAUGCCAGAUUCGACUUGUGGGAACUGGCCGGCAUUUUGGACAGUAGGAGCUGACUGGCCCACCAACGGAGAAAUUGACAUUUUGGAGGGUGUCAACGAUGAUACGACCAACCACAUCACCCUCCAUACCUCACCAGGUUGCAUGCUCAAUAGUUCUGGAGCAUUGUCCAGCUCGUCUCUUAGUACGUCGGACUGCAAUGCCGGAAAUGCUGGAGAGGGCUGCUCCAUAUCGACAACCAACAACCAAAACUACGGAACUGGUUUCAACGCUAUUGGCGGUGGAGUUUAUGCUAUGGAAUGGACGUCCUCGGCAAUCAAAGUGUUCUUCUUCGCACGCGGUGCUAUCCCAGCCGACAUCAUAUCAGGAAGUCCUGACCCAACGACCUGGGGAACCCCCGUUGGAUCCUUCAGCGGGACCGGAUGCUUGAUCGACUCGCACUUCAAGGACCAUAAGAUAGUGAUAAACAACACCUUUUGUGGCGCCUGGGCAGGUCAAGUGUGGAACCGAAGUUCCUGCAGUCGAGUUGCGCCUACCUGCGAGGCUUAUGUUGCAGCACAUCCGAAGGCUUUCGCUCAGGCAUACUGGCUGGUAAACUCUGUGAAGGUGUACCGACAAGAUAUGGCAGCUGUGAAGAGAGGGAUACCAUUGAGGUAUUGA
Messenger RNA from Cadophora gregata, 990 nucleotides. RefSeq lists its product as uncharacterized. Gene Ontology annotation, molecular function: hydrolase activity, hydrolyzing O-glycosyl compounds. Lineage: Eukaryota; Fungi; Ascomycota; Leotiomycetes; Helotiales; Ploettnerulaceae. The transcript has a single exon. The record is from RefSeq and is a predicted model, not a curated record. The coding region runs from base 1 to 990 and encodes 329 amino acids. Gene Ontology annotation, biological process: glucan catabolic process.